Mizuhopecten yessoensis (Yesso scallop) is the source of this 3156-nucleotide messenger RNA. RefSeq lists its product as uncharacterized. NCBI's taxonomy places the organism in Eukaryota, Metazoa, Mollusca, Bivalvia, Pectinida, Pectinidae. The transcript has 11 exons. The record is from RefSeq and is a predicted model, not a curated record. The coding region runs from base 345 to 2339 and encodes 664 amino acids. Gene Ontology annotation, biological process: regulation of apoptotic process; proteolysis. Gene Ontology annotation, molecular function: cysteine-type endopeptidase activity.
CAAAAAAAAAAGAAUGUUAUAGAAAAUAGGCGAAGUUUGGAAACUUUGAAAAAGGUACAGGUAAUUAAAAGACAUGGAGACAAAUGAUCUCACAACUAACAAGAUAUAUUGAAUCUAUUACUUUACCUUAUACCAGCUACAAACACACACUAAAAGUGUUGACUAUUUGGAACUUGAAACGAGGGUUGGUCACAGCACAUACUUUGGCUGCGAUAACGUAGCUUUCUGACGACGAGAGAUUUGUUUAUGGCAGAGGAGGCCGGAUAUUACAGUAAUACAGUACUAUACAGACUUAUAUAUACAGAUACAAGAAAAUGACUGAUUUUCAACUUUAAAAAGUAAGAAUGGACAAACAGCACAAAGAAAUUCUGCGUACAAAACGAGCUGACCUGGUGGAUGACAUCAAUAUAGAUGAUGGACUUAUCACACAGCUUCUGUCACGGAAAAUAAUCUCAAAACGUGUCGGCAACACAAUACAGGCCUGUUCAACUCCAGAAGCAAGGACUGAAAAACUGUUGGACGUCUUAAAUGGACCAAACGCAUUUCAGGGCUUGUGUGAUGCUCUUACCGCUACAGAACAGAAUUACAUUGUUGACUUAUACUUAAAAUCGGAUCAAGAUGAAAAGAAGGAAGAAAAAUCUCAACCGUCCGAGGCAAAAUGUGUACAAGAAACCGAAACAAAAGCUCAGAAAUCACAAAAUGUUACAGAAAACAGUCAGUCACAAGGGAUCAUCAAAAUGUCAGAGAAUCAGCCCAGAGGACUAGAACAUGCUGGUCCCUCUGGGGUUUCUGUUCUAGCUCCAAGCAGGUCACAGUUUCAAUAUGCAGCCAUCAUGCAGGAACAGGGAGCUGACCGAUUUAUUCUACCAAAAUCCUACAUGGAAAAACAAGAUCCAUACUGUUAUGGCGCGGAGUCAGAAAAUCGACUUUUGAAGGACCCUAAUUGUUCCGGGUACAGUCCACAUGGCAAACAAUGGAAUACCCAGUAUCCCUACAUGAUGCACACCAAGAAAGGGACCGAGAAACCUGAUUAUAUAGACAGAGAACAUGAGGAAUAUAACCGAAUCAGGUCGAAACAUUAUAUAACAAAGGACUCGAUUUAUACCCUUCCCAACAUGACUCCAAGGGAAGUGUAUGUAGCUCACCAGGAGGCAGAGUAUGUUGGACAGAGACCAUCCCCACACGAGGAAUACAUCCGACUACGGCAGGGUGAGAGGGAAAUGUUGCCACGGAAUGAUAGCCUAGAUGGUAUGAUCAAGCGACCAUUCAUGCCAAGUCAGGACUCCCAUGAUCACCCAGGUGUCAAACGACUAAGGACAGAAGAGACUGUGAUUUUACCUUCGCGGGAUGGAUCCGGUGGCUCCAUCUGUGUCAGGGAUCCGUCAUACGAUUCACAUGGACUUUACAAACCAUUACCUGAAAUCUUCCUGGUGGACCCCUGCAGCCAGAGGAAUAGCCGUGUCCCUCCUAUCCAGCCGAUCGGCGAGUUUGAUGACCCAGAUAUUGACCUCACUGAUGGACCAGUCUCUGUUAAAGUUGCACUUUGUCAGCGACAGUUUUAUCUGAGUCACUUCAAAAAAUCCUAUGCCAUGCGAAGAAUUCCACGGGGUCAGGCUCUGAUCAUCAAUGUGAACGAGGUGGAGGGGAAACUACCACGACGAGGAACAAACAUUGACAGAGACAACCUUCACAACCUGCUCACCCAACUCCACUUUAACGUGACAGUAUACAACGACAGCGACAAACUCACUGCAGAUGACAUCGGUAAGAAGCUGCAGCACUUUGUUUCACUAGAGGAUCAUGUCCAGGCCGAUUGUUGUGUGGUCUGCCUCCUCAGCCACGGAGAGGAAGGUUACCUGUUCGGUACUGACGGGGCAAAGCUAGAGCUGGACAAGAUAUUCUCCCUGUUUGACAACAACAGCUGUACAAGUCUGAUUGGCAAACCGAAAAUUUUCUUUAUCCAGGCAUGUAGAGGAGGUGCGUUGGAUGAAGGUGUAGCUUGGAAACAGGCUGAUGAGAUCGACGGUUCCCAUCCAAGCAUGCGACAACUUCCAACAAUGUCAGACAUGCUGAUCUGUUAUCCAACACAAUCAGGAUAUUAUGCAUGGAGGAACCGUGAACGCGGGAGCUGGUAUAUUGAGGCCCUUGUUCAAGUCAUAAUGAAAUAUGCCAAAAAUGAGGAUAUGUGUACUAUGCUGAACAGGGUCAAUCAAUUGGUUUCCAGAAAGAUUUCACGCUGUCCUCAAAUCGAAAUGGAUCAAAUGUCACAGAUGUCCGAAUAUAAAAGUUCCCUGCGGAAACCACACCUCUUCUUCUUUCCUGGGAUCGGAUCAGUGUGACCUUUGACCCAUGAUCAAGAAAUCACAGAAAUGUUCUUCCAAUCAGUUUGAAAUUUGAUCAUAAGUUUGAGAGUAAAAUGUUUUAAAAUAUUAUUUUAUCUUAAUGAUUUUAAAGUAUAGUCCCAUUUGUCAAAAACCUGGAGCAUUUGAAUCUGUUAUUGUUUCAGUAUCAGAAACGUGGUUCUAGUAGGACCAUUUAGCAUCAUUGAUAACUUCUCUACAGAUCAAAAGAUGAAAGAGAAAUCCUAAUGAAAUAAGUUGUGAUAAUGCUCUAUAUAUUGAACUUUCCUGUGUUUUGGAGCUGUAACCAUACAGAAUUUAAUUGCUCUGUAAAUGAAUGCUUGCAGUUUCGCUUUAUUUCUACACCUAUGUUGAAUUGUCACAACCUGGUGGUAAAGAAACUAUGGAGGCAAUUAUGUUUAUGGUCUAAAUUUUGAGUUUUAUUAUAAGGAUAAUGGUGGGUUUUUUUCUUUAUAUAUAUAGUUUCGGAGUGAGAAUUUAAAUUUCACACGCUUUUGCUUAUUAUUUUUGCCUUUUUUCUGACAAAUGUUUUUAUAUUUAUAAGAGCUUUCGCUUUCACACAUAAUUAUCUUAGUUUAUAAGGAAAGUGUAAUAUGCUGAAUUUGCUGCCUCGUCAUUGUUAGGCCUGUAGUUGUUAAUUCUGACUUUAGAAUUAAAUAUCACUGGUGUGAAAAACAGGUCUGGAUACAGAUUGUUUGAUGAGAAGGUGUUAGUUUGGCAGUCUUAUGUUGGAUAGGAUUUAUAUACAUAGGAUCUUAAAUCAAUUUCCAUUUUGUAUUAUAUUUAUGAAAUUAGU